This is a messenger RNA of Candidula unifasciata, 193 nucleotides long. NCBI's taxonomy places the organism in Eukaryota, Metazoa, Mollusca, Gastropoda, Stylommatophora, Geomitridae. The record is from the annotation of a GenBank genome assembly.
GGUGAUGCUUUGAUGCGGUUGCCCAGUGUAUCCUAUGAUAAGAAUGAGCUUGUGCAUGGGAUUAGUGCAGAUGGCUCCGAAAGUGUGAUGGAAGCUGAAGAAUAUCUGUCCCCAGUGGAGCACCAGAGACAGCAGCGGCCCAACUCAGCUCUGUGGACCUAUGACAGGCAGCUGAACCCAAACACAGCAGUGA